AUGGCCGAAGAAAGGAAUACAAUAAAGAUAAAAAUAAAAAGCAUAAACAAUGAAGAAUAUGAACUAAAUGUAAAAGAUGAUAUGAAUAUAGAAGAAUUAAAAAGUAUAAUUGCUGAAAAGAGAAAUGUUAAUAUAAACGAUAUAAGAUUAAUAUAUCAAGGACAAUGUUUAUUAAAUGAAAAAAAAUUAUAUGAUUAUAAUAUACAGAAUGAUCAUAUAAUACAUUUAGUUGUUAGAAAAAAGGAUAAUAAUACAAACAAUAAUAAUAAUAAUAGUAAUAAUAAUGCAGAACAUGUUAAUGAUAAUAUGAACAAUAAUAGGACUUAUGAACAUGUGAAUGAACCAUUAAAUUUUAAUUUUAUACCUAAUAUGAAUCAGCCAAAUAAUGGAAACCAAGCAAAUAAUAAUAAUAUACCAAACAGUUCAUCUAUACCAUUUUAUUUUACGCAUAUGAGAUUAUCAAGAAAUGAUAAUAUGGAAAAUGAUUUGAUGGGACAAAAUAAUAUAUGCUCAUUAUUAAAUGAUAUAAUGAGUCAAGUUAAUAUAAACCCAAAUUUUAUUUAUGGAGCAGCAGCUGCUGCAGCUACUAGUGCAGCAAAUGCACAUGAAAAUAUAUUUACUAAUAUGAUGAACCAGAAUAUGACAGAUAUGAAUAUGAAUUCUAAUCAGAGAAGGGAAAACACCGGAGAAAAGAACAAUACAACAACAACUAAUAAUAAUAAUAAUAAUAAUAAUAAUAAUAAUAAUAGUGGUUAUAAUAAUAAUAAUAGUGGUUAUAAUAAUAAUAAUAGUGGUCAUUAUAAUAUUUAUGAAGAAGAAAAGAACCAACAUAAACAAAAUACAGAAACUUCACUAAACAAAGACAAUCGUGGAAGUAGUAAUAGUACAUCCAAUUUUAUUCAAAACGGAAAGAAAGAUAAUAAACAAAGAAAUGUAAAAGAAGAAGAAAUUCUAGAAGAAGAAAAAUCUACCAAUCAACGAGAUUAUUAUAAAGAUAACAAAAACGAUACAAAAAUUUAUGAUGAAGAACAAGAUGAUAAACACAAAGAUAAUUUCCAUAAUAAGAACUCUGUUGACCUACAUAGAAACAAAUAUGAGAGAGAUGAUACAAAAUAUGAGAGUGAUGAAAAAAAAUAUAAAAGUGAUGAGAAAAAAUUAGAAAAUUAUGAUGAAAAAGAAAAUUUAGAAAAAAAACAAAAAAGAAAAAAUAAAGUUAAUGAUAAAAAAAUAUAUCAAAAAAAUGAAAUACGUGCAAAACAUGAAUACAAUUCGAAUAAUUCUGGAAGUAGUUCAGAUGGGAAAAAAUCAAAUAGUUCAUAUUCAGCUUUGUAUACUAGUAAUAAUGAAGAGGAACAGGAAGAUGAAGAUGAAGAUGAAAAUGAAGAUGAAGAUGAAAAUGAAGAUGAAGAUGAAAAUGAAGAUGAAGAUGAGGAAGAUGUAGAAAAUGAACAAAAUAAAAAAUAUAAUGAUCUGAAAAAAAAAAAAAAAAUAAAAAUCACAAAUAAACAUAAAAAGAAAAAAUAUUAUGAUUCCAAUAGUAGCAUAUCUCCUAAUGAAGAUGCUUAUGUUGAAAGAAUUAGAAGAGAUGAUCGAUUCAGAAAUGAAUAUGAUAAUUUAUUAGAACCAAAUUUUCAUUAUCCAUAUAUGUAUAAUAUGAACCCAAUGAAUCAUGUAAAUAAUAUGAAUAUGGUAGGUCCAUAUCAAGCACCACAUAAAUUCGUUCAUAAUAAUAAUUUCAGCAAAUAUACGUAUCCAUUCAUAGGAGCUCCUACAAUAAUAAAAGACUUGAAGAAUGAAAGGAAUAAAAAGAAGAAAAGUAAACAUAUUUAUCAAAGAGAUGACGUCAGCGAAAUAUGUGAUAAUGAGAAAGAUAUUAAAUUAGAGGAUUAUUUAAAAAGUAAAGAGAUGAAAAAAAAGAAAAAAGAUGAAAAAAAAAGCAAAGAGAAAAAUGAAAACAAAAAAAAAGAUAAUAUCAAAGAUAAUAUGAAAAAUAAAAAACAUAGAGAACAUUUUAUGAAAAAUAUAUACAAUAACAAUACAGUAGAUCUUAAUAAUAGUAAUAAUAUAUAUAAUCCAAAUAUAGCUACAUCAAAAAAUAUUGUGGAUAUGUCGAAUUUAAUAAAAAAUUCGAAUGAAUGUUAUUCUGGAGGUAUAGAGGAUAGCUAUUUUUCAAAAAAUAAUUAUGCUAAUAUCGUACCAUUUAAUGAUAUAGAAAGAAAUAACCAAUUGAUUAGAAACGAUUCAUUAAGAAGAAAUUCAAGAAUUGUUUUUAAUGAUGAAAAUAUAGAAGAUGGAGAUUAUUUAUCAUCAGAAAACUCAGUGUCUGCAAAUAUGAGAUCUAUACAAAUGACUAGUAAUAAUAGAAGAAAUAGUGCUAUAAGAAGAAGUCAUAUGAAAUGUUUAAAUGAUGUUAAUGAUUCUGAAUAUAACAAUGUUGAAAUAAAUAUUCCUUGGAGAGUUAUAGAACAAUUAUUAUUAUUAUUAGAAGAAGAAACAGGAUAUAGAAGACCAGAUUUAUCAUCAUAUAUACAUUCCUAUUAUAAUUCUAAUUCUAUAUAUGUAUUUUUUUAUUUGUUUGUGCAUAUUAAUAAUAUAAUUAAUAGUAUUAUAAUACAAUUUAAUCAUGCAAAUAUACUUAAUAAUGAUAUAACUAUGGCAUCUUUUUCGAGAAUUAGUUUAAUUUUAUCCUUAGCAUCGGUUAUAUUUUCUAGAUUAUCAAAUUUUUUCUAUGUUUUUUAUGAUAAUUUCUAUUAUCAAAAUUUUACGAAUUCAUAUAAUAGAUAUCCAGGAUCUAUAAAUCAUGAAUUCUUGAGACAAAUAAGAAAUUUGUAUUUUUCUAAUAACAACAAUAAUCGUAUGCAUAAUAAUAUGAAUACUAAUUUUUAUAGUUAUAAUAAUGAUCCUAUAUAUAGAAAUAAUAAUAUGCAUGGUAUGAAUCAACCUAUUAAUAAUAAUAAUAAUUAUUAUUAUCCUAAUCAAUUUUUUAGAAAUAGCACAUAUCAUAAUAGUACUAGUAAUAUGAAUAUAAAUGCUGAUAUGUAUGGUAGUACAAAUAAUGUUAAUAAUAAUGCGAAUCGAAAUAAUUAUUAUCCUCUACCAUAUGAUAUAAGAAAUAGUGCGAAUCGUACCAACUUACAACAAGAAUUUGAAGAUUAUUAUAAAAACUUUUUACCAUACGUUUCUGAUAAUAAAAAUAUGAUCCUUAGAAGAGAUUAUUCAGUAAGUCACAAAGAAGGAGGAAAUAAUUAUCAUAUCAAUGGAAAAGAAGAUAAUUAUAGAAGUAGUAGAGCUCACAAAUUAUCAAAUCAUGAUAAUUAUAUGGAAAGAUAUAAAACACGAGGUAAACAAAGUAUGCAUGAUAACAUCAAUGAAAAUGAUCACAACAAUGAAUAUAAUAAUAAUAAUAAUAAUAAUAAUAAUGAAUAUGAUAAUAAUAAUAAUAACCCUUUUGUGCAGUUAGAUAAACAAGGAGGAAAACGUUUAUCACAUAAAAGCCAUAAAAAAACAAAUGAUGAUAAUGAUAAAGACAAAAAAAAAAAAAAUCAUCAUAAAAAAAAAAGUUCAAAUGAAAAUAAUUUAUUUAAAGAUACUAAUUCUUAUAAAAGUAAAAGUGCAAGCCAUAGUUUUAGUGAUGCAACAAGUAGUCAUCAAGAAAAACAAGAAAAAAAGAAUAAUCUGCAUAAUGAAAAUGCAUCAAAUAAAUUAAACGAAAAUACAGGUAAUGAUGCAGAUCAUAUACAAAAUGAAGAUAAUAAAAUGUCUAGUCAAAAUAACGAAAUAAUUAAUAAUAAUAAAAAUGAUACAAAUGUUGAAGAGAAAGGAAAUGUAAAUGAUGACUUUGUAAAUGAUAAUUUCAUUUAUUAUGAUAGUAAUAUAGAUGAUAUAUAUGACAAAUCUGAUGAAGAAAAAGAAAGACAAUUACAAAAAGGAGAAAAUAACAAAGGUUAUGUAGUAGAACCCGACGAUGAUGAUGAUUAUGAUAAUAAUAAUGAUAAUAAUAAUAAUGAUAAUAAUAAUAAUAAUAAUAUGAAUAGUUAUGAAGAAAGACAAAACACACCUAUUAAUGCAGGCUUAAAUAUAGUAAAUAAUAUUAUAAAUAAUCAAUAUGAUAAUGUAAAUAUUAUUGAAAAUCAAAGUGACAUAUCUCAACCCCCUAUGCCAAAUAUUAAUUUUUCAAGCCUUUUGAAUAGUGUACAAAACCAUAUGGCUAAUAAUGACAUUAAUGAGGAGCAGCCAAAUGAUAAGUUUGAAGGAGUUCCCGAUGAAGUAAAAGAGAGAUACACAAACUGGGUUGAGAAUUCUCACAUUUUUUCGGGACAGAUGAUAAAAAUUUGUAGGAACAAGAGGCCAUUGAGCAAUGCAUACGUUGGAAGUAAUGCUUCAAAGGAUAAUAUAUCGUAUAGUAAUUUCUUACCCUUUUUAUGGAAAAAAAAUAUGAGUUCAUUAAAUGUUGAAUAUGAUUUGGAAAUAACUGAUGAAUUAUUAAAUGCCUUUGAUUUUCACGUACUUGAAUUUAUAAAAAAAUCUAUUAAGAAUAAUGAAGAUUAUAAAAGUGAGAAAUUUAAAUAUCCAAAUCUUUCUCUUUGUGAAGAAUUAUUUGAAGAAAUGGAACAAAAUAAGGACAACUGA
Molecule: messenger RNA, 4629 nt
Organism: Plasmodium falciparum 3D7
Lineage: Eukaryota; Apicomplexa; Aconoidasida; Haemosporida; Plasmodiidae
Product: ubiquitin-like domain-containing protein
Source: RefSeq, a predicted model, not a curated record